AUGACUCUUAUUACGCCAUGGCAGCUUGGUUCUGUCUUGCUAAGCGUGUCUUCUGUUACGCUAGCCCAGAACUUUAGCAUCAACUACCCCGGACCAGCAUGGGUAGACGCUGAGUAUGAUAGCAGUCCAGCUGUGUAUCCUUCUCACACAGCCAACGCCACAGGCAGCGGAUGGGAAGCUGCUUUCUCUCAAGCACAAGACUUCGUAUCUCAACUUACCCUGCAAGAGAAAGCCUUCCUCGUCACCGGCACCACAGGUCCAUGUGUUGGCAACAUCGGCUCGAUUCCACGACUUGGCUUCAACGGCUUGUGCUUACAAGACGGUCCGCUCGCGAUCCGCGAGGCGGACUACGCUUCCGUCUUCCCAGCAGGCUUGACUGUAGCCGCCUCAUGGGACCGUAACUUGGCUCGUGUUCGUGGACAACAGCUUGGAGAUGAGUUUAGGAACAAAGGAGCUCAUGUUCUCCUGGGACCUGUUGCUGGUCCGCUGGGUAGAUCGGCGUAUGGUGGGAGGAACUGGGAGGGCUUCUCGCCUGAUCCAUGGCUUACUGGAGUGAUGAUGGAAGAGACCAUCGAAGGUGUUCAGGAGAAGGGCGUUCAAGCAUGCGCGAAACACUUUAUCGGGAAUGAACAGGAAGUCCAACGCAACCCAAGCACGAACGACGACGGCGUGACCAUCGAAGCAGUGUCCUCCAACAUCGACGACCGUACAAUGCACGAGCUCUACCUCUGGCCUUUCGCCAAUGCAGUCCGAAGCGGUGCAGCUUCGAUGAUGUGCAGCUACCAACGCAUCAACGGAUCGUAUGGUUGUCAAAACAGCAAGACCCAGAACGACCUGCUCAAAGACGAGCUGGGCUUCCAAGGAUAUGUCGUCAGUGAUUGGGGCGCCACACACUCAGGCUACCAAGCCAUCAACGCCGGCGAAGACAUGGACAUGCCAGGCAGUCUCGGACGCGGCUCCUCUUCCAUCUCCUCCUUCUUCGGCGGAAACAUCACGAACAACGUCAACAAUGGCAGUCUCUCGAUCGACCGCGUAGACGAUAUGAUUCGCCGUAUCAUGACGCCCUACUUCUUCCUCAAGCAGGAUGAAGACUUCCCACCCAUCGACGGCAGCUCGCCAGCUCUCAACAACAAUAACCCAUCGCAGUACAACUAUACCUUCAACCUCGGUCCUUCAGACGUGGACGUAAGGGAUGAUCAUGCUGAUCUCAUUCGCGAGCUGGGUGCGGCUGGUAUUGUGCUGUUGAAGAAUACGAACAAUACUUUGCCGCUCAAGAAGCCGAAGAAUAUCGGUGUAUUUGGUAAUGCUGCUGGCGAUAUCACUGAAGGCCUGUACUCCCUCGGUAACAGAGAUCUUGGCGAGUUCGGCUACGAGUCUGGUGUGCUGGCUGUCGGUGGUGGAUCUGGAACUGGAAGGUUGACGUAUGUCAUCUCGCCACUUGAGGCGAUCAAGGCGAGAGCGGCGCAGCAGAAGAAGAAUAAUGCGCUGGUGCAGUAUCUGCUGAACAACACGCUGAUCACGAAUGGUGGUGGCUUCAACAUCCUGUACCCACGACCACCAGAGGUCUGCCUUGUCUUCCUCAAGACGUGGGCAACAGAAGGCGAUGACCGCACCUCCCUACGAGUCGACUGGAACGGCACCGGCGUAGUCGAGACAGUAGCAUCGCGAUGCUCGAACACGAUCGUCGUCACGAACUCUGGUGGUUUGAACGUCCUGCCAUUCGCGGAUCACCCCAACGUCACGGCCAUUCUCGCAGCUCACUUUGGUGGACAGGAGGCGGGAAACAGUAUCGCCGACGUCCUGUGGGGCGACAUUAACCCAAGUGGUCGCCUUCCCUACACCAUCGCUCACGAGGAGAGUGACUACGACUUUGCCGACAUUACGAAUUCCACAGCUCUUCUGAAUACCUCAGAUCCGUUGGCGUGGAAGUCUGACUUCAAGGAGAAAUUGCUGAUCGAUUAUCGCUGGUUUGACUACUUCAACACAAGCGUCCAGUACGAGUUCGGCUAUGGUCUCAGCUACACCACUUUCUCGAUGGCGGAUCUCAGCAUCUCCAAAACCGCACAAGGCACCUUGUCACCCGCCCCGCCAGAGCAGAAGAUUGUACCGGGUGGUAAUCCUGCUCUGUGGGAGUCGGUCUACAAAGUCACGGCGACGAUUACGAACACUGGUUCUGUGGCAGGCGCGGCUGUGCCACAGCUGUACCUGGGUAUACCGAGUCCAGCCGGUGACGAUGUCACGCCUGUCAAGGCACUGCGGGGCUUUGACAAGAUUAUGCUCGACUGUGGUGAGAGCAAAACUGUGACUUUCGAUCUUGCGAGGAGAGACAUCAGUCAUUGGGACGUUGUUACUCAGCAGUGGACCAUUGGGAGUGGUGCUGUGCAGGUUAUGGCUGGAUUCUCGAGUCGCGACAUCAAGGCAACGGGAUCAUUCACGCCAUUUUCAUAG
Molecule: messenger RNA, 2448 nt
Organism: Fulvia fulva
Lineage: Eukaryota; Fungi; Ascomycota; Dothideomycetes; Mycosphaerellales; Mycosphaerellaceae
Product: putative beta-glucosidase G
Exons: 9
Coding region: 1-2448 (815 amino acids)
Biological process (GO): glucan catabolic process
Molecular function (GO): beta-glucosidase activity
Source: RefSeq, a predicted model, not a curated record